AUGGGUCCCAAUCCCUUGGUCAUGAUGGGCGCCAGCAAGCCUGCAAGGAUCAGAAGGUCUAAACAGGUCCCUCAGGUCCGCCGAAAGGUUGAACCGAGACGAAAGGGUGGUUUUUAUGGAUGUCUUUUGUCCACCCGUCAACGCCCUCCAUAUCUCUCGCUGGCGAGAACUUUGGAGAGGAAUCAAAAACUAGUCCUAGUUGGCAGCGCGAAUCAUACAGAAGGAGUUCUCCUGUCAGUGUCGGUGGGUCUUCAGACUGCGUUCUGCCAUGACAACUUUUGGUGGAGUCGUGUUUGCGAAGGUAUUGGAUCAUUAUGGAAUUGUCAGCUCACGAAACAGUCUUCACCUUUGCAAUGGCCGUUAUUGCAGGAGGAUACUUGUGGUUGGUGUUGGAAGCAUCACCGGGACCCAUCUCGAGUUGGAGUCAAAGUUUCGUGCUUGUCUGGUGUUGUGAAAGACCCUUCCAUCGAGUUGAGUCUCACAAUUCUGUGUCGCACUGUUGAAGCUGGGUUGCAUUGUUGGAUCUAG
Fusarium odoratissimum NRRL 54006 is the source of this 528-nucleotide messenger RNA. RefSeq lists its product as uncharacterized. Lineage: Eukaryota; Fungi; Ascomycota; Sordariomycetes; Hypocreales; Nectriaceae. The record is from RefSeq and is a predicted model, not a curated record. Bases 1 to 528 code for a protein of 175 amino acids. The transcript has a single exon.